AAUGCAAGGCAAAAGACAGCCUCCAAGAGCUAUUUAUUCAACAGGUCAUCCUACUAGCACUCACUUGUUACAUUAUUGCGGCGCUGCAGACUCAUCAAUAACUCAGAGCUAUAUGAUAAAGAUGCCAAGGUCGUUUCUGGUGAAGAAACAUCUCACUAAUAAGAAGCCAAACUAUGGAAUUCUGGAUUCAAAAGCAGACGAUCUCUACACCAGCCUGGUCCAGCCUGAGGUAGCCUGUUACAUCCCCAGCACUCCUCAGCCCCUGGAGGGUUGGCUGCCAGGGCCAAGUCUCAUCCCCACACCAGCCUCCAUGCACUUUCCACAGGUAGACAGGCUGCCUUCAAGGGACACCAGCUUGUCACUGCAUAGCUCAACACAGGAAAUCCUCUACCCCCUGUCAGUGUCUCACAACAAUCUGCUAAGAGACUCACACUCCGGACUUGAGCCCCUGGGAACCAUGGAACCCCAGACCUUCCUGCUCUCACAGGACUUCAGACACCUGGAGGAGAGGGGCAGCAUGCCUAAUCCCCUCAUGGGCCUUGUUCACUCUAGUGUUAGUCAGGAGCGCUUUGAAUGCUUCGACUGCCACAAAGCCUACUUCACCUUUUCUGGGCUGGCCAAGCACAGGCAGUUGCACUGUGAGUGGCAGUGUCACAAGUACUUCAGCUGCAAGUACUGUGACAAGGAGUACGUGAGUCUGGGAGCUCUGAAGAUGCACAUCCGAACACACACACUGCCCUGCGUCUGCAAGCUCUGUGGGAAGGCCUUCUCCAGGCCUUGGCUGCUCCAGGGACACAUUCGCACACAUACAGGUGAGAAGCCCUUCUCCUGCCCACACUGCAGCCGGGCGUUUGCUGACCGCUCCAACCUCCGAGCACACCUGCAGACACACUCUGACAUCAAGAAAUACCAGUGCAAGAGCUGCUCCAAAACCUUCUCCAGGAUAUCUCUGCUCUCCAAGCAUGAAGAGUCUGGCUGCUGCCCACAGUCCUGAUGCCAUUUACUGCCUGUGCUGCCCACUCUGAACCUGUUGCCUACUUGCCUAGGCUACGCCUGGUUCUACUAACAUCAGACUGCUGUGCCCUCACAACGCACUGGAGAAAGACUGCUAUUAGUGACAUGGAGCUCUGACUACUGUAUGUUUUUGGUCUCUGACAUUUCAAGCUCAUGAAAUAAGCACAAUGGACUGUGUCCAAAGACGUUCUUAUGUCAUAUAUUUGAUAUAUGAAGUAGUUGUUUGACAAAAAAAAAUGAGAAAAGUUAUCGCAUGCUGCCAAAAAUACUUGAAAUUGAAAAGCCUUGAAGUUUUGAUUGUGUUAUUGAUGAUUACCUGUGCCUUUUGAGGAAAUGUAUAGCGGGAGUAUACCAUUUUGUAUGAACUUUGUUUGUUUAAAAACAAUAAAUACCUACUUUUGUACAAUAUGCCUAAAUAUGAAAACAUGCAUCAUCAUGGGAGACAUGAACCACUGAGAUGAAAGCACAAG
This is a messenger RNA of Oncorhynchus nerka (sockeye salmon), 1484 nucleotides long. Its product is annotated as zinc finger protein SNAI2-like. The record is from RefSeq and is a predicted model, not a curated record. Gene Ontology annotation, molecular function: DNA-binding transcription factor activity, RNA polymerase II-specific; RNA polymerase II cis-regulatory region sequence-specific DNA binding. The coding region runs from base 2 to 994 and encodes 330 amino acids. Gene Ontology annotation, biological process: regulation of DNA-templated transcription. NCBI's taxonomy places the organism in Eukaryota, Metazoa, Chordata, Actinopteri, Salmoniformes, Salmonidae. The transcript has 3 exons.